GCGGCAUCCCGCGGUUGCCCCGGCCGGUGAGGCGCCAAAACCCUACGACUACGGCCACUGACUUCCCGCGCGCGCCCCCCAUCGUCCCUGCUCGUUCCCCAUUCCCCAUCCCCUUCCCUGCGGCGGACCCAGCCGAAGCAGGCCCAACGUCCAGCGGCGGCGGCACCACCGGCGAAGUCCGAGGAGGCAGAUCGGCCUACUCCGAUGGCGUCGUGGCACGACGGCUUGGCGGCGCCGCCGCGCGUCCUCAUUUCCCCACGUCCUUCUGAUGCCAGCGCUCAAGGAAAUGUUCUGUCACUUCGCCAUCCAAGAUCAGGAGAUGAAACAGGGUAUCUGUUUAUCGAUGGUCAACUUCAAGAAAUCAAUUGGUUUAAGGAGCGUUACGGUGCUUGGUUCUUGGGCGACUAUGUUUGCGAAGAUGGUGGCCUCUAUUAUUGCACCCCUGUUGAUCCUAUCUUCAUUUUCCUACCAACUUUCGAAGCUGCACGUAUGUCGAACGGGAAGGAUCCAGGAAAAUUCAGACAACUGGAUGAAAUAUUGUAUGUUGAGGGAUAUCCUGGAUAUCAGCAGCUAAUGAGUGUAGUUGGUCACCAUAUGGAAUUGGUUUGUGAAGUAAAAGAAGUGGCUAACAUGAAGUUCUUUAGGCUGGAUGACUCCAAGGUCUUAUCUUGGUUGUGUUGUAAGGUAUACAACCUAAAAGAGGUCUUUCCCAAGUUGGGUAAAAAUUAUGCUGCUCAAGAAGAAAAGGAACAAUUGAAGGAGGCUGUCCAAAUGAUCCGUGAAUAUCUGAAGGACGAACCAUGGCUAACAUUGCUCUGCAAGAAGCUGCAGCUGGAUAUGAAUGAGAUCAUCAAAGAUACAACAACCAAAACUAGUGAAGCUUCAUUUUACGCAGACAGUUCUCCCGCACCUGCUUGCCCCUCUGAGAGUAAGGUGGCGAAUGGUAGUGCCAAGUCAAGCAAAGGGCGGGCGGCGAAGAAGCCAAAGACGGAGGUAGGAUCCAAGAACAUCAAAGACAUGUUCCGAAGGGUCACAAGGAGUGGAUCAGGAUCAUGAUGCCUCCCCUGUAACCUGGGUGUGACAGACGCCUCACGUGGCAAUUGAUCUCUUUGGAGCUGCGAAAUUAUCUCCAAAAUUGGAUUUGCUGACAUGUGAAAUCUAUGUCAGCUCAGCAACCCCUUGUGAAAUCUAUUUAUUUGAUCAAUUGAGGUCCAGAGUGACUUGUGCUGCUGAACGACUGGCGAUAGAUUGGCAUUGUAGCGUCCAUAUGAUGAUUCGGUAGUGGAGCAUGCUAGUGUACAACCCUCUGGGUUGUAUAAUGUAUUUGUAUCGCAAUUCUUUGUAAUGCGGGUGUUUUAUGAGUUAUCUGAACUGAUCUGUAAGCUUUUCAAUUGAAGGUGGACAGAGCUGACAUGUCCUCUGGAGCCUUUUGCCACUUUCCUUUGAGACUAAUUAUAGAUAAAUUGCCACUGUCUCUCCAGUUCAGC
Molecule: messenger RNA, 1487 nt
Organism: Setaria italica (foxtail millet)
Lineage: Eukaryota; Viridiplantae; Streptophyta; Magnoliopsida; Poales; Poaceae
Product: ribonuclease H2 subunit B
Exons: 10
Coding region: 205-1056 (283 amino acids)
Biological process (GO): RNA catabolic process; ribonucleotide metabolic process
Cellular component (GO): nucleoplasm; ribonuclease H2 complex
Source: RefSeq, a predicted model, not a curated record